Messenger RNA from Plodia interpunctella (Indianmeal moth), 4631 nucleotides. RefSeq names its product alpha-Mannosidase class I b (gene alpha-Man-Ib). Gene Ontology annotation, biological process: carbohydrate metabolic process; mannose trimming involved in glycoprotein ERAD pathway. Gene Ontology annotation, cellular component: membrane; endoplasmic reticulum. Gene Ontology annotation, molecular function: mannosyl-oligosaccharide 1,2-alpha-mannosidase activity; calcium ion binding. The transcript has 12 exons. Lineage: Eukaryota; Metazoa; Arthropoda; Insecta; Lepidoptera; Pyralidae. Bases 383 to 2152 code for a protein of 589 amino acids. The record is from RefSeq and is a predicted model, not a curated record.
UUUCAAGCGCAAUUUUUUUCGUUCGGCUCGGCUCGGAGCGGGGUGCGGCGAAUCGCAGAACUGGAAGAAAAAUGGAAAACUGCAAAUAAUAAAAUCGUAAUUGAUCAUCGUUUGCCAGCAAAAUAAUAAUUAAAACAUAUUCACAUAACUAAAACUAUAAUUUUGUAAACCAUAAUUUUUAACAAGGAACAUAAAAAAUUGCAUUUUUCUUUCGUUGCACUGUUCUGCAGACGUGGUAUACUAUAACAAUUAUUAUCAAAAUAAAAAUAUAUUAAAUCAUUUGCGACUUUGGGAGUAUAUGUAGCUUUCAGCCUGAUAGCUUCUGGGAACUGCAAUGGGUCUUUGUCAAUAUUAUUCAUUGAAAAUAAUAUAAUUCUUCACUAUGAAAGAGCAGAGUCCUAAUAUACAAAUUGACUUCAAUGAACCCACGUCAGAUCUACCUAGCAAUGUUGGUAAAUGGAGUUUGGCCAGAGAUACUUCAAUUUUGAUUAAUUCAUUUGAUUCUGGUCACUCAAUUGCCCAUCAGAAAAUUAUAAGAAAAUGGAAUCGGCUGUCGCGGCUGCAAAGAUCUAUAGUAUAUUCAUUUCUUGCUGUCACAGCAACUAUUUUAGUUUUAUUUUAUUCUGCAAAAGUUAAUGCGCUUGAUGUAGAUAAAACUAAUGAUGUAAACAAUUUAGUUCCGGAACAUUUAAAAAAUUUAUCCCUAGUCAAUGAGCCAGUAAUGAAUGUGAUACCCAGUAAAAAGUCAGUUGUAGAAAUUGACCAGACAGAGCGGCAACCUCCUGUUUUCAGAGGGCCGUCAAAUGCUCGUCAGUCGGCGGUAGUGGAGAGCUUCAAACACGCGUGGAAGGGGUACAAAGAACAUGCUUGGGGACACGACAAUGUGAAACCUGUAUCUGGGAUGCCGUUUGAUUGGUUUUCUCUGGGACUAACUAUAGUCGACUCAUUGGAUACGGCCUACAUUAUGGGAUUGUCUGAAGAAUUCGAAGAGGGGAAACAAUGGAUUAAGAAUGAAUUAAUAUUCACAAAAAAUAAAGACGUCAACUUUUUCGAAGUCACCAUUAGAGUGCUGGGCGGUUUAUUGUCAAAUUAUCACUUUACUAAAGAUGUCAUGUUUCUAAAUAAAGCUCAAGAUCUGGGAGACAGGUUGAUGGCGGCAUUCUCGUCGCCCUCUGGGAUUCCGUACUCCGACGUGAACCUCGGCAUGAAGACCGCGCAUGCGCCUGAGUGGUCCCACUAUAGCACCACUGCAGAGGUUACUACCGUGCAACUUGAGUUCAGAGAACUCUCCAGAGCCACCAAAGUCCCCGCUUAUGAAGAUGCUGCAGCAGCAGUCUCUGAGAAGAUACACCAGUUGCCUAAAAAGCAUGGCCUUGUACCCAUCUUCAUCAAUCCAAGCACUGGGCACUUUCUCCCUCACGCCACCAUCACGUUGGGCGCAAGGGGGGACAGCUACUACGAAUAUCUACUCAAGCAAUGGCUGCAAACUGGAAAGACUAUUAAUUAUUUGUUAGACGACUAUAUGACCGCCAUGGAAGGAGUGAGGGAGUUUCUAGCGAAGCGGUCAUCCCCUAACAAGCAUUUAUUUAUUGGAGAAUUGUCAGCUGGUUCUGAGACUUUCAUUCCUAAAAUGGAUCAUUUGACUUGUUUCUUGCCCGGCACCCUGGCCCUGGGCCACGCAAAUGGCCUUCCCGAUUGGCACAUGACCAUGGCUCAAGAACUUAUGCAGACCUGUUAUUUGACUUACGCAGCGCAUCCUACGUUUUUGGCUCCCGAAAUAACACAUUUCAACAUGGCCAGUCCUACAGACGACAUGUACACGAAAACAGCUGACUCCCAUAGCCUGCUGCGACCCGAGUACGUCGAAAGCCUGUGGUAUUUGUAUCAGGUCACUGGCAACACCACCUACCAGGAAUGGGGCUGGCAGAUAUACCAAGGGUUCGAGAAAUACGCCAAAGUACCAAAUGGGUAUACGUCGCUUGGGAAUGUGAAGUCGGAAAAGCCACUACAACGCGAUAUGAUGGAGUCCUUCUUCCUGUCCGAAACACUCAAAUACCUGUACCUUUUGUUCAGUGACAACAGAUAUGAAAUCGACCUGAAUCAUUAUGUCAUGAAUUCAGAAGCCCACCCACUGCCGAUACAUAAAAAUUAACAUCCAAAGACUUUAUUUUGUUGUAAAUGUUAGUCCUGAACAUCUAAAAACUAGUACAGAAAAGACUGAAUGAAGAUUGUAUAUUACGGUAGAAAGAAAUACCUAUGGUUUACUUGUUAUUAUUUUUCUCCCUGUUAUUACGAGACCAAUAAUUUUAGUCGCACUUUUUUAUAAUAUACUUACUUAAUAUUGUUUAUGUAAUAAAAUGGAGAUUGAUUACAUGCAAAAAAUGCAAAUCAUGGAAAUUUUGUGCAAAAUUUCUUUGUUUAGCAUAUUUUUAUAUAAGUAUGGGAAUUUACUUUAAUUUGAAAUUGUAAAAUGACCAUGAAUUUUGUUUAUCUUCUAUGACUAAUCAAUGUAAAUUGUGUAAUAUAUUUGUAAUAAAUUAAUUCUUAUCUUAAUAUUUGCAUUAAUUGUAUCUAUUGUAAUUAUAUACUGCAGUACAGCUUUUUAACACUUUUAAAUAAGGAUGAUGACAAGUCAAAGAUUUACCGAUUUAGAUCAAUGUACACAAUAUACGAAAAAUAUAAUUGUGCUAUUUUCGGCGUAUAGUUUAUGAGGAAUUAAUUUAUUAUAUUUCAUUAAAUUUUUGAAUAUAAAGUUGAUUUAACAAAAAUACGGGAAAUAACCUUCAGAAAAUACCCGACAUGAUAUUUAUACAUUUCGGGUAAUUUCUGAAAGAAAAGUUAUGUAUCGCACAUGCAUUCGUUGUAUUGCACAUGCAAUCACAGACAUACCUAUUGUACAGAAUAACUUGCAAACGAAUAAUUUGCAAACGAAAUAUUUAAUAUACAGGCAGCUAUCAUGUGUAUUAUCCAGUAUAACUUUUAAAUGUAUUAAUAGUAAAUUAACCAUCCCUAUUGUAUGACAUGGGAAAUGGUUAGGUGUACAUAAAACUAUUUCCUUCGUAUUUAUUCCAAUUAACAAAACCAUAUAACAUAUAUAAAAAUCCAGUAACAUUAUACAAUACUAUUUCAAUUUUUGUAUAGUACCAUUCCUAUUAUACAUUUAUUUUUAAGGUACGCGCUUAUAAUUGUUAAUGUUUUGUAAUUUGAAUAUUUUUAUAUGGUUUUGCCAUAGAUAUAAAAUGUAUUAAGUCGAUUACCAAAUGUACUUACUUUAUAAAUAAUAGAAUUGACGUGAUUUAAUAAAUGCAUUUUGAUUUUUAAAUUAAUUUAUGACAGUCAAAUACUAAAAUUGAUGUAUGAAUGUAUUAAUGUAGUCAAAGCUACCUACGUGAAGACGAGAACAUGUCAAUUUUGAUUGGUAUUGUAAUAUUUAAUUGUUUAUAAACAUAUAAACAUAAUUUUGCGAAGGCCAUACUGUGUACCUUCAUAGUUUGACCUUUGCACGACGCAACCUAAGCUAGACUGCAUCACAAGAUUACCUCUUAACUCAUUCUAUAUGGGUUUGGUACAUGUAAUUAAAUAUUUUACUCCAAAUAUGAUACCCCAAUCCGCUACUACUCCACAGUGACUUGGCUUGUUAUUAGGCGAAAUUGUAUUUUUUACUUUCUAUUUAAACAGUCUAUAUUAUUUUAUCAAUCUAUAUUAUUUAGAUGAAACAGUCAAUAUUAUAGAGACAAUAUAUAUUAAUAGAUUGUUUUUGGUAUGAAAGCCAGUUUCACUUUAAUUUCCACAGGAGCAGAGAUACGUGGUCAUAAUAUAUUGUUUACUUGUUUUAUAUUGAAAAAUAUUUUAUGCAUUUUCUUGUAUUUUAAUUAACCAAUGAAAGUAUUUUUCGUUCGUUAUUUCCUUGAUUGUAUAUUUGGCUAUGUAUGAUAUAGCGUUUUGCAUUAAAUCGAAUCAAUAAAUUGUAAAUAUUUUUUCGGGCAUUUAAAUAGCCCGUUAUAUAACAAUCUACCAUUAAAAUACUACAUUAUGACACAAAAUGAAAAAUCUUAAAUCUUUUUGUAUAUUUAAGUACUUUCAUUUUCUGUCAGAAUGUGAUGUAUAUCCUUUGGUCUAAGCAAGUGAUUGAGUGACUGUGAACUUAAUUUUUGGUACUACUAAAGGUGGGUUGCAACGUAAACUUCCAUUAAUUUAAACGUGUGCAGAAAAACGCAAAGUACGCCAUUCGUCCAAACCAAACGUCAGCGGCGUGCCAGUUAAAACCAACGUCAAAUUUUACGGGGCAACUCACCCUAAAAGUUGUGACAUUUUUACUAUAGUGUGACGUGGUAACAGGUUAAAAUUUCUUUCGAUGUCAUCUCUAGAGUGACGUAAAAAAAUUUUAUUUUAGUUUUUUUAAAACCUAAUUAUAAUUAGUUACCAUGAAACUAGUUGCAGCACUAAAAACUUAGUGUGCACAAGCGGUAGGGUAAAGUACCCUGUAGCUAUACGUAAAUCAUUUAGUGAAUUUUAAUUGUAUGAAUUAUAUACUUUGUAAAAUAUUUAGAUUAACAUUGACUAACGUUGUGCUAUUUUACAGUGGUUGUAAUAAAUGUACAAUUUGAGAUUACAAUUUCAUUACAGGACUU